Molecule: messenger RNA, 1894 nt
Organism: Opisthocomus hoazin
Lineage: Eukaryota; Metazoa; Chordata; Aves; Opisthocomiformes; Opisthocomidae
Source: RefSeq, a predicted model, not a curated record
AUGCCGCUGAAGAAGCUGGAUCAGGCCGUGUCCGCCGCUCACACCUUCUUCGUCGCCAACCCCCAGCACCUCCAGAUGCGGGAGGACAUAGAGAAGUACCGGCGCAUGUCGGGGGUGAAGUCGGACAGCUUCCGCGACCUGGAGGCCACGCCGCACUGGGAAGCCUAUGAGGCUGGGGUGCAGCACUACAAUGCAGAUGAGUACCCGCAGGCUGUGUCCAGGCUGGAGGAGUCGCUCGCAGAGGCACUGUCAGCACUGGAAGAGUGUCGUGCUCUUUGUGAAGGUCCUCGGGAGGAGGAGGAGGAGGAGGAGGAGGAGAUGCAAGCUGGCCUAUACGAAGCCAUUGCAGCCCAUUAUAUUCAGGUUCUGAAGUGCAGACAGCAGUGCGUCCUUGAAAUUGCCACAAAGCCGGGGCGGAUUUCUGCCACGGAAGACUUCAUACCCUCUCAUCUUGAUUUCCUGCAGUUUGCCUAUGAUCAAGCUGGGAACCAGGCACUGGCUGCUGAAUGCGCUGCUUCCUACUUGCUCUUCUAUCCCACGGAUGAGCCAAUGUUGGAGAAAAUGAAGCAGUAUCGCAGAGAACUGGGAGAGGACACAGCUGUCACAGCCAGAGAGAGCAUUCAACAUUAUAUGCAGAGAUCUUUGAUGGAGAAGAAGUUGAUUUAUUAUGCAGUGGAGCAUCUAGGGGAAACUUUUAAUGACCCUGAUCUUUGGACUCCAGAUGAGCUGAUUCCUGAAAACCUAAAGGAGAAAUACAGAGAGGAUCAGGAGAAGAAGCCUGUGGACAUGCAGAUGCCUGUUCAGUCUGUGCUUGCUUCUCCAACAGGUCCUUUGCCUUUUGAGGGUAUUGCGGUCACGAUGGAUUCCCAAAGGAUGAAUGGAACCCAGAGGGUUGUGUUCGACAGAGUGCUGACAGAGUCCGAGUGUAAAGACCUUCUCCGGCUGACAAAGGCAGCAGCAGAAGCAGGAGACGGCUACCGGGCACGACGGUCGCCUCACACCCCACAUGAGAGAUUUGAAGGGUUAACCGUUCUGAAGGCCAUGCAGCUGGCCCAGAAUGGGGACGUGGACUGGAGAGACGCCAGAUUACUUCUGCGGGCCAGUGAGAAAUCACGGAAAAUCAUAGAGUCCUACUUUACUCCUGGGAAGAAACUCCAUUUCUCAUUCACACACCUUGUGUGCCGCACAGCUGUUGAUGAAGAACAGGAAGGUCGCAUGGAUCUUAGUCAUCCUGUCCAUGCUGAUAAUUGUCUCUUGGAUCCUGAGGGGCAAGAGUGCUGGAGAGAACCACCUGCCUAUGUCUACAGGGACUACAGUGGCAUUCUCUACCUCAAUGAUGACUUCCAAGGUGGGAGCCUUUUCUUCACUGAAAUGGACACUGUCACUGUCACAGCUGAGGUGCGUCCUAAGUGUGGGAGGCUGGUAGCCUUCAGCUCUGGCAAGGAGAACCCCCACGGCGUGUGGGCAGUGAGCCGCGGAAGGCGCUGCGCCAUUGCUCUCUGGUACACACAUUCCCAGGAGCAUGCUGAGCAGGAGCGGGUGAAGGCAGAGGAGCUGAUGGAGCAGAGGGCUGUGGAGCAGGAGCGGCCAAAUGGAGAAGAGCAUCAGGGGUCUGAUCACAGUGGCAGAUCCUCCUCAGAGCCUCCCAUUCCCACCAGCGGAGCCAGGCCCACGAGCCGGAGCCGCAAGCCUGGCUCGGACAGGACGCAGCACCCCCAGGGGCUGCGAGCCAGAGAUGAGUUCUGAGUACACAGGGCCCUGGGGCAGGGCUGGCACACACCAUGGCCUGGCAGGUCGCGGUAGCACCGGGACCACAGAGGCCUGGAGCAGUGUAUUAGCAUGCUAGAGCCGUAGUGAUGGGGAGGGAUACAACUUUCUUCUCUGUGACCGGACA